Molecule: messenger RNA, 1425 nt
Organism: Cryptomeria japonica (Japanese cedar)
Lineage: Eukaryota; Viridiplantae; Streptophyta; Pinopsida; Cupressales; Cupressaceae
Product: probable protein phosphatase 2C 59
Exons: 8
Coding region: 170-1201 (343 amino acids)
Biological process (GO): protein dephosphorylation
Cellular component (GO): cytosol; nucleus
Molecular function (GO): protein serine/threonine phosphatase activity; cation binding
Source: RefSeq, a predicted model, not a curated record
AUGCAGAGCAUUUCAAUAGAGAUAAAAUGAAAAUCAAAUCAAAAUAUGGAGUCCGAGAUCUGGAUAAAUAAAAGGGGAAGAGCAGGCCCAUUGUUUCCAACUAUCGCAGGUCUUUAAGCAGUGAUCACAUCUGAGCAUUUAAGGGUAAAGAUAGAUCUUAAGGCGACGGAUGCACGGUGCGUUGAGGAUCUUAUCAGUGCGAGCUUUAACCAGCAAAGUCUGCUGGACCAAAAGAGUUGCAUUUGUGGAUCUGAAAUGGUCGUCGUCUCAUGUUAAGAUGCUGAGAAUAUCCUUUGGUGGAAGCAUGAAUGAAAACAACAGUAGCAGCACCAGUAUUAAUACUGUUAGUAAUAUUUCUAAUAAUAAUGAUGCCUCCAACAGGCACCAUUUCGGUACUAUCAGCGGCGGUGGACUCAGUGAAGAUAGGCGAAUUACCUUUGGAUAUUCUAGCUUCCAAGGAAAGAGAGCAACAAUGGAGGAUUUCUAUGAUGCAAAAAUUUCAAAGGUAGAUGAUCAGAUGGUUGGCUUAUUUGGUGUGUUUGAUGGUCAUGGAGGUUCUCGUGCUGCUGAAUAUUUGAAGCAUCACCUUUUCGACAAUUUGAUAAAGCAUCCCCAAUUUGCCACAGACACCAAGCUGGCUUUAACUGAAACGUAUCAGCAAACUGAUUCUGAAUUCUUAAAGGAAGAGAGUAGUAUAUAUAGAGAUGAUGGUUCAACUGCUUCAACUGCUGUAUUAGUAGGGGAUCGCCUUUAUGUUGCCAAUGUGGGAGAUUCACGAGCAGUAAUACUGAAAGCAGGCGAAGCUGUUGCUCUUUCUGAAGACCAUAAACCAAACAGGAGUGAUGAACGCCAGCGUAUUGAGCAAGCUGGAGGCAAUGUUAUGUGGGCUGGCACAUGGAGGGUGGGAGGAGUGCUGGCUGUCUCUCGUGCAUUUGGUAAUCGGUUGCUUAAACGCUUUGUUGUUGCAGAACCUGAGAUACAGGAAGAAAUUAUUAAAGAUGAUGUGGACUGUUUGGUGAUUGCCAGUGAUGGGCUAUGGGAUGUCGUAUCAAAUGAUGAGGCUGUUUCACUCGUCAAAUCAAUUGAAGACCCAGAAGCUGCUGCAAGGAAAUUGACUGAAACCGCCUUCAACAAGGGAAGUGCUGACAAUAUUACUUGUGUUGUCGUGCGGUUUAAUCAUGGCAAAGAUGAUUCACCUUGAUAUUAUUUCAGAUGCUUUUGUCCUAUUUUAUUGUGAGUUUAUGAUGAUUCGAAGUGGCCGCAGAACAAGAUGCUCUGUGAUUACGAGCUGUGCAUGUUUUAAAGGACAUUUGCUCCAUAUGUUUAUUGUAUUUGACUUUUAUGCCAGUAAUGGCACAUCACCUUCAUGUUUUUGUUGGUAUGUACUAAAUAAUGAAUGUGCAAUUGAGCAAUUUCUUGCAUUUA